Molecule: messenger RNA, 1168 nt
Organism: Suillus clintonianus
Lineage: Eukaryota; Fungi; Basidiomycota; Agaricomycetes; Boletales; Suillaceae
Exons: 5
Coding region: 163-1050 (295 amino acids)
Source: RefSeq, a predicted model, not a curated record
GGAACCCCCUGCAAUUUGCUUGAAAUGGUCUUAAGUACGAAUAACGAAAGGGACGGAUCCAAGCUUCAUGAUAUCCAACCCUGUAUCCCAAGUCGAAACUGUGAUAUAAAAGAAGGCCGCGGCAGGUAAACAAAUUCAUCUUCUACUUCUACUUCCUUCCUCAUGUCUCGUAACAUUGAACCUCUGGUGAAACCGGUCAUUCCACCGUUCCCCUUGGAUGAUUCAUUGUAUUAUCUAGAAUCUGAGGAGAUUGCCUUCUUCAGGAGACAGACUAACAUUCAAGAUGAAGUAGCCUUGAAGACACAUAUAAUUGAUAUACAGAAGGAAGCAUACAAGGUAGCACCAUAUGCUUGUAUCCGAAGCUUUGAUUUCUUGCACCCAAACUUAUCGAAACUACAUGUUUACGACCACAUUUUGAAGCGCGGUGCUGAAGGCGCAAUCUUACUCGAUAUCGGUUCUUGUCUUGGUGCCGACGUUAGGAAGGCAGUUGAAGAUGGGUUUCCGGCCCAUAAUAUCAUCGCCUCUGACAUCAAAGAAGCAUUUUCCGAGUUGGGACGCAAGCUCUUUAAAGCGAGCUCAGAGCCAGGUUGUUUUAUACCUGGCGACGUAUUUGACCCCGCAUUUUUAUCGAUAUCGCGGCCAGCCAGCUCUGUCCCAGAGGGCGCGAUGCCGGACAUUCAGACGCUGCAGUCAUUAAACGACCUUCGUGGUCGUGUCGGUGUCAUCCACGCUUCUAAGCUAUUCCAUCUAUUCGACGAGGAGAAGCAACUUCAACUUGCUCGCGCCUUGGGAGGCUUGCUAUCCUGCGAACCUGGCUCCAUAAUCUGCGGCACUCACGCAAUUGCAUUGACAUCGGAGAAGGGCAUCGUUCGUCACACGGUGCUAGGCGUCGAUAUCACUUACUUCUGCCACUCCCCGGAAUCUUGGGAUUGUUUGUGGGAUGGUGUCGUGUUUGAAAAGGGCCAGGUAAAGGUCGAGACAAGAACAUCAACCAUUGAUAUGGGAGGAAUCCCUUUCCGUCUUUUACAUUGGUCUGUUACGAGACUCUGAAGGCAGAUUUUGUCCAUUCACGGAAGAGCAUAAUCAUUUACAUAAGUACCGAGUCGGAUCAGUCUGGGUUACCUUCUACUGGCUACUAGUAGCUACCCAACAAUUGCUAGAAACAGCA